AUCAGUCGUUUCACAAGCUACAAAUUUAUGAUAAACAUUAUUAAAUUAAAUGAUUAAAAUUUCGUGUAUUUAAAUAAGCAACACCAUUAUAAUUUAAGAGAAACAUUAAAUUAAUUAACGAAAAGUAAAUAAUAUUGAAAAUGUUGAAAGAUUGUUAUGGAAUUAUACUAACAAUAAUUAAUUUCGUAAAUCAGUGUAUUAUUUUAAUAAUCACUAGCUAUGUUUUGUACCUUUCUGGCGCCGCUCUUACAACAGUGAAUGUUCAUGCAGGACUUUGUACAGUUGGAUAUGUUCUCUUGAUGUCUAAAGCUCUCUUGGUUUUAACUGAAGAGAACAUUUGGUCACGGCAAUUAUCACGACGUGCAACUCACCAUGUGCACUGGUAUCUACAGCUUCUUGGUCUUGCAUUUAGUAUUGCGGGAGUAGUAGUAAUGUUCAAGACCAAAGAGGCUCACUUCAAAUCUACUCAUGCAAUCUUAGGCAUCACUUCAAUUGCGAUAUUGUGUUUUCUCUCUUUAUCUGGAAUUACUGUCCUAUUCGCUGUAAAGCUAAGUACUCUAGUACGGCCUGUUAUCUUCAAAUCAGUUCACAGUUUCCUCGGAAUCGCUUGUUUCUUCUUGGGAAUGCUUGCUGAAUGUUAUGGAUAUAAUAAAAGGUGGAUGGUUAAUACUGUUGGACAAGGAAUUGCAAACGUGUGUAUUACGUGUACUGGAAUUGUCACUUUUAUCUGUAUAUUUAGACCUUUAAAAUCGUUUUAUCAUCAAGUGAAGUCAAUUCUGGAAUAAUUUUAAGUCUUAUCAUAACUAAGCAGUUUUUGUAGCUUAGGUAUUAAUAAUGUACUUUAAUGUUCUGAUGAGCUUUUAACAAUGCCAAAAUAUUGGACAUUAACUGGAGACAACGACAACCAGAGUAUUUAUUUAUGUAAAUGUAGUAAAGGAUAUUUGAAAAAAAGA
This is a messenger RNA of Chelonus insularis, 953 nucleotides long. RefSeq lists its product as uncharacterized. NCBI's taxonomy places the organism in Eukaryota, Metazoa, Arthropoda, Insecta, Hymenoptera, Braconidae. Gene Ontology annotation, molecular function: heme binding; transmembrane monodehydroascorbate reductase activity. The record is from RefSeq and is a predicted model, not a curated record. The transcript is spliced from 2 exons. Bases 141 to 785 code for a protein of 214 amino acids.